UAAUAUUCUUCAGAUACUCUGAUGUCGUCCAUCAUCACCAGCAUUGAAGUCAACCAUACUGUGGCUUUCAUUGGAACAUCGACUGGAGAUCUACUGAAGGUUCACAUUGAAAAUAGUACUGCUGCCAGAUUGUAUGAGAGAGUUUCUCUAGACACCAGUCCAGUACUGACGGACAUCAAGAUCAAUGACACAAGUGGUAUGAUGCAUGUACUCACUGAACAAAAGUUGGUCAAGAUGCGUGCUGAGAAUUGUGGUCAGUACACAACCUGUGAGACGUGUAUUGGGACUGAUGCAGGGAAUGAUGGAGACCCAUACUGUGGAUGGUGCACUCUGGAAAGGAGAUGCACAAGAUAUUCAAACUGUUCAUCACCAGAUGUAUCGAGUCGUUGGUUGGCCUACAAUGCUGCUCAUUGCAUCGAUAUUACCGAUGUAGCUCCUUAUGACAACCUGCCAAUGACUGUCACAGAGCAACAGAUAACCCUGACUGUACAGCAGUUACCCGACCUAGGAACUGGCCAGAGUUAUGAGUGUCACUUUGGCUCGUUUGAAUCUCCAGCUACAAAGAAUGGUGAAAUGCUUGAGUGUACGUCACCUCCUAGUGAUGGCAUACCAGCCAUACCACAAGGAGAUGAUGCAGUCCGUGUCGAUUUGGCUGUUGAGUCUUCUGAAACUUCAGUUCAGUUUGUUGACACCGACUUUUACUUCUACGAGUGUUCAACUCAUACCUCUUGUGUAUCCUGCGUUGGCAGUCGCUGGGCCUGUGAUUGGUGCGUGUUUGACAACAGAUGUACUCAUGAAAGCUCCACAUGCACACGAACCAAUGAAAUCAUCAUAAUUGGAGAUAAUAAUCCAUUUGCUUCUGCUACGAAAGGACCUGAGUUUUGCCCUCAGCUGCUGAACCAGACUGCUGAAGUUCUGCUUCCUAAUAACAUUAUGAGGAACAUCACUGUCAUAACUACAAACCUGCCAGACGAAGCUGAGAUUUCUAACUUUCAGUGCAGCUUGGAUGUAGAGGGAUCACCGCAGGCUGUAAAUGCAGAACGUAAUGGAGAUAGAAUCACAUGCCAACAGAAGGCUUACACGUAUCUUUCGAAUGAUGAGCCCGAACUUGAAGUGAGACUGAGUGUUUCGUGGACGGAUACGAGUGGUGUUGCGCACAUCCUGGACGACAUACAUGGAUUUGAUGCCACACUUUACAAGUGUGAAGUCCAGAAGCCAGACUGCAGUCGAUGCAUUACAGCCCGCCCUGCUCUUGGGUGCGUCUGGUGUGGUGCCAUGCCGACUAGUGUAUGCAAACUGAGCGAAAGUUGCCGUGAAAAUGUUAUGAUUUUAAUCAACGGACUGAACUGCCCUGAUCCAGUUCUUAGCAAGGUGUUUCCCUUGACCGGACCGAUUGAAGGCAACACAGUCAUAGAUGUGAUGGGAACUGACAUUGGUCUGCGAUUUGAGGAUGUCGUGUCAGUGAUGGUUGGCAAUCAAUCUUGCGAUCUGGCUGGAUUGAACUCAGACUAUCAAAUUGGAUUAAGUGUCAGCUGCAAAACAGGAGCAGGGAGUGUAGGAGCUGAGUUGAUAACAUUGACAGUCAUGGGUGCUGAUGGUACUACACUGCAGCACAGCUCAGGAACAGUCAACUUUAACUUCACAGAUCCAGCAAUUACAGAUUUCCAACCCCGCCUUGGCCCAGAAGCUGGUGGAACUGCAGUGAGUGUGAAUGGUACAGCCCUCAACACAGGACGGGAUAUCGAAGCAUUCAUUGGUGACCGCCGUUGCGAGAUAAUAGGCCAACCAGUUGAAUCUAGGUUAGAAUGCACGACCACUGCUGCCCAAGUUGAAUAUCAUGGUCUUGUGAAAGUCUCCUUUGAUGGGGCCAUGAGAACCUCAUCAGAUAUGUACACCUACACUGAAAAUCCUACCAUCACCGAGGUGUCUCCUCUGAAAAGCAUCCUUUCUGGCGGACGUGUGCUGACGGUUGUAGGCACUAAUCUACACACCAGCGUGACACGUCAAAUUGUUGUCACCGACGGACAGGAUAAUCGUAAAAUUGAGGAAUGUCAAGGUGAAUCCGAAACAACCAUGCGGUGCCCAUCUCCUAACAUAACAGGCUUCAACUCGGCAACGCUCAUGAGCAAGGAAAACCUGACGUUUGGCUUCAUCAUGGACGGGUUCACCCAACUACUGACAUGGUCGCAGGACAAUGAUGCCAACUUGGAGUAUUUCCAAGAUCCAGAAUAUUAUGAAUUUGAAGAUGUUGAAGAGAAAGAUGGAGAAUCACUGGCAAUCAUGGGAGAGCGGAUUGAUAGCGCAAUCACAGCUGAUGAACUCAAAGUAUGGAUUGGAACCGAGAGGUGUCCUGUCAUCGUGUUAGCUGAAAUACUCGUGCGGUGUACAUUGCCUGAGGACCAACCCAAAGCAGGUAACUUCUUGGGAGGAGACGUAGUUGGAAAUCUACCUGAGGUGUGGGUGGAACAUAGUAAUCUGCAGGUGCGAAUUGGUGAAAUUCGGUAUCCCGCUUCUAACCCGGUUCCCAUUGUUGUAGCGUCAAUCAGUGGAGCGGUCCUGGUGUGCAUUCUCUUUGUUGUGAUAUGUUUCGGAGCUCAGGUGUAUGGAGCUAAACGAGAGGCCAAGCUGAUCGUGGAAGACAUGAGAGCUUUAGAAGCAGAUCUGGCUGAUGAGGUCAAGGCAGCCUUUGCUGAGCUUCAGACCGACAUGACCGAUCUGACCAGCGACUUGGAAGGGAUCGGCAUGCCCUUUGUCAGUCAUCGCGACUAUGCCACCAACAUGCUGUUCAUUGGCCAGGAGAUGAAACCAAGUACUACGGAUGAAGAGUACCCCAAUGAGGAAGUGGAGAGGGCCAUGAUCAAGUUCUCUCAGCUGCUAAGCAACAAGAACUUCCUCCUGCUCUUCAUCCAGACACUGGAUGCAGAAAGCAGCUCCAAGUUGUCCAUCCGAGAAAAGCAGUCCAUUGCAUCUCUGCUGACUGUCAUCAUGAUUCUUGAGAAUAAACUGGUCUACAUGACUGACAUCAUGAUAACACUGAUGACCCAGUUGAUUGAGAACGCUGCAGAUUCCAACCGCACCCGCCAGCUGUUCUGCCGAACAGAGAGUAUUCUGGAGAAGCUGUUGUCAAACUGGGUUGCUCUUUGUCUAUAUGAUCAGCUAAAGAAUCACACAGCCUAUCCCCUGUUUGUGCUGUACCGAGCCAUCAAGUAUCGCAGUGAGCAUGGUCCCAUCGAUCUUAUCACCGGCCGCUCUCGUUUCUCCUUGAACUACGACAAACUUCUUCAAGAGGAUGUGAAAUACAGCCCAAUCACUCUUGUUGUUCUCAUCGAUGAGAAGAUGCAUGUCACCAAAGAAGUCAAGGUGCUAGACGUGGACACCAUCUCCCAAGUCAAGGAGAAGAUCUUAGAUGUGGUCUAUGGCAACCAGCCUUACUCCAGUAGGCCUAGCGCCAACGAAGUCAGCCUUGAGUGGCGCCAAGGAAAGAGUGGUAAACUUAUUCUUACCGAUGAGGACACGAGACCAUUGACGGACAAAUGGCGCCGAGUCAACACGCUCCAAGUCUUCUGUGUUAGAGACAAUGAUUUGGUUGCCCUGGUGGAGAAACAAGAUGUGCCAAAUGCCCGAUUCUCAGACUCAAUCCUCACAGCACAGGGAGCGUCCUACAUGAAUGUAGCCUUUGAUGAUGAGAAGAGCAAGCACAGAAAGAGCACCAAGAAGGGCUACACGGCCGCUGAGGUGGAGGCUCAAGAAGGAAUCAUGGACUGGCAUCUUUCGCAGGAGGAGGAGGAGUGGUCUACGGAAGAGGAAGGACAGAGGCGGAGAAAACGAGGAGGUUGCAUCUCACUGGAUGCUGUCACCUUCAGGAAUAAGGUUUCUCGUCACAGGAUCAAAGAGAUCUCGUUCCCUAGACUUCUCUCCACGAAGGGCAUCGUGCAGGAUUAUGUGGACAGCAUGUUCCAGGCGAUACUGUCAGCGAAGAGCGCCCCCAAGGCCAUCAAGUACCUGUUUGAUUUCUUUGACAGUCAAGCCUACCGACAUGACUUGUCCACCGCGGAUCCUGACCUGGUCCACAUCUGGAAGAGCAACAUUCUGCCACUGCGUUUCUGGGCAAACGCCAUCAAGCACCCAGACUACAUCUUUGACAUCCGCCCAUCUCGCACUGUGGAGGCCAGCCUGGAUGUCAUCGCACAGUUGUUCCAUGAUGCGCACGAUACCAAGACCCACAAACUUGGCCGGGAAACCUCCAUCAACAAGUUAUUGUAUGGCAAAGAGAAGACAGCGUACCGCAAUAAGGUCGUCUCCUUCUUCGAAGAAGUUGAGCAGUUGCCUCCGGUUCCCACCCAAGAACUGAACAAGGAGCUGUACAAAGCAUGCGAGAACUUCUCUGGCUUGUUCAGUAAGCUGAGUACUCUGGAUCAACUCUGGAAAAUUGUGCGACGGUUCAAGCAGAAGCUUCUGGAUGAAAUCGAGGACAACGAGCGAUGCAAGGAUGAGAAUCUGGAUGGAUUGUUGGAGGAGAUUGACAACAUUCUGUCUGAAGAGUCUGAUGUUGCUGAAGAAUGUGUCUAAGAUGCUGACAGUUUGGCGACGGACUAAUCAUGAAUGUCAGAAAACAAGCUCAGUCCAAAUGUUGUGGUUUACAAAUAAGUACACUUGAAUAAAGAAGAAUUAAGAAUUUAUGCAAAUUUGAAAUCGAUGGUUUUAAAUUUUUUUGGGGUGGGAGGGGGAAUGUGGCUGCAUUAUUUUGAGCAAAUAUUGUACAGUAUUAAGGGUUUUUUUCCCGACUAACUGCAUGGGAACCGACACAGUUUAAUGCAAAUAAAGAAGUGUUGCAUAGGAACUCUGAAAUCAUUUAUCACACAGAAAAUGUAGAUUUGUUUGGUAUGUUUACAUUGCCUAUGAAACAAGUACAACCAGCGUUUUACAAGCAUUUAUUUGCAAGCAUUCAUUUAUGUGUUGCUUGUUCACGUCAUCAUCUUAUCAGAGGUCCCAAUUUUGUGGUGCUUAUUAGCCAAAAAUGGUUAAACCCAUAACUUCAAUCGUCAGAAAACCAGUAUCAUACAGAACACAUGGCUUUUAGCUGGCAAAUGUUUUUUACUUAGCAACUUUUUAUGUUCAAGAAAUGUUUGUGCCAAUUAUGUACCUGCAGUAAUUUUAUGCUGAAAGAAAUUGAUUGUCUUGAUGAGAUGAUUUUAUUUUACGCAGACAUAUGUAUGGUCAUAUGAAGUUAUGUUAUUUCACGUAAAAUUGUCACAAGUACUUGUUUAAUGCUUUCAGCUGACAAAUGGUUUUUAUUUAGCAACUUUUUUUUAUGUUCAAGAAAUGUUUGUGCCAAUGAUCUGGCAACAGUAAUUAUAUGCUUUAAGAAAUUGAUUGAUUUGAUAAGAUGAUUUUAUUUUACACAGAUAUGUUUAAAUAAAGUUAUGUUAUUUUUCGUAAAAUGACUACAAGUACUUGUUUAAUGCUGGUAUAUUAUGGAUGCUUGCCUUGGUGCUUAAAAUGUAUAUAUUUGCAAAAUUGUAAAGCCAUUAGAUUUUAUUGUGUUAAGACAGAUUUCUUUUUAUAUUCUGUUUCAACUAUUUUUGAUAAACUGAAAUUUGAAAUGAUCACAGAGCACAUCGAAAUUUAACCUUGAAUUAUUUUCCAGCUUAUUAACAAAAUGUAUAAAAGGCUGUUUUAUAAUAUGUAUCUACUAAAGGUAUCGUACAUUUCAUUUUUAAAUUUUUUUAAUUCUAUCAAGAUUACAAAUUAAAUCCAUGGAACUUUGUACAAAAUCUUUUGAAAACGUACGUGCGAAAUGUUUAUGCCAUAAAUGCGAAAUGUUUAUACGCAAUUAUUGCUUAUAAACUAUUUUUGCAUCAAGAUAUUGUACGGCGUGUAUCUGUACUCCGAGUAUAUUUUUAAACAGAUAUAGUUUUAUCGCAUGCAUCUAUUAUAUUGCUAUUGUGAAUGGAGUCACGUAAAUUUAUAUUUGGAAUCUGGAAACAGGAUUUAAAUGUAUAUAUUUGAAAUAGAAAGAUGUGUGUCGGAUAUAAUCCAAAUUUGGUGACGGAAUUAUGACCUUAAACUUUAAGCACCUAAAUUUUAUACGAUUCCUUUUUUUCUACCUACAUAUGCUUUAUUUUUGUAAUACACAGAAUACAUGGUUUUGUAUGUUCAGAAUUUGAAUAGUACUUUAAUGAAAAUCCAGCUUCGGCCAUUUGCCAAUUAUAUAACAAUGUGUAAGUUGUUUACACAGAUACAAUUAAUGAUUGAUGAUAUUACAUUUAAUGUAAGUGCUUUACUUCUUAUGGUAAUUUACACAUUUGUCUUGUUUAGAGUAGAUAACUUAAUACUCUACAGAGAAUGCAAUUUUCUUUAUGCGCAGAAAGAAUACCAGAUGCUAUUUAAGCACAAAAAGAAAAUACCAUCUGCUUCAGUAUUAGGAGUACAAGGAUUACACACAUGCACGCAAGCACUCUCAAAUUUGUAUCCUUGUGGAGACAAUGUGGGUAAAAUAACACGCAAAGGAUGCUUAAAAUGUUUGGUUUGCCCUCGGUCGUUCGGUGGUUUAUGACAUCACAGGGUUCAUGGUCUGUAGUACUGCAGUUGUUAUCGUAACCUUUGGUUGUUGACUGUUACAGGUAACGGGAUAUGUACGCGAUGGAUAUUUUCAGUUACAAUGCGCCGACUCAAAUUGGAAAUGCAAUAAAUGAAUUGGAGUACAUAUGUCGAAACAUGA
This is a messenger RNA of Patiria miniata (bat star), 6721 nucleotides long. Its product is annotated as plexin-B-like. Gene Ontology annotation, cellular component: semaphorin receptor complex. The transcript has 35 exons. Gene Ontology annotation, biological process: positive regulation of axonogenesis; regulation of GTPase activity; semaphorin-plexin signaling pathway involved in axon guidance. The record is from RefSeq and is a predicted model, not a curated record. The coding region runs from base 22 to 4569 and encodes 1515 amino acids. Gene Ontology annotation, molecular function: protein binding; semaphorin receptor activity. Lineage: Eukaryota; Metazoa; Echinodermata; Asteroidea; Valvatida; Asterinidae.